Molecule: messenger RNA, 3662 nt
Organism: Jaminaea rosea
Lineage: Eukaryota; Fungi; Basidiomycota; Exobasidiomycetes; Microstromatales
Exons: 2
Coding region: 142-3381 (1079 amino acids)
Source: RefSeq, a predicted model, not a curated record
CUGGCAGGGCUUCCUUCUCGUCCUCAUAUCGCCUGUCCUUCUCUGUAUCGUCUAUACGCCACCUUCAUUCACAGCAUCAACAGCAUCAUCAUCAUAACGACAUACUAGCGCGCAGAAGAGCAUCUAGCUUCCGCCGCCAUCAUGGCAACCGUCCGUGAUGGAAUGCCCAUCGUGAUUCGCGGGCCUGAGGCAACUGCAAAGCGCUACUUCACUGCCAUGCCUCGUACCCUUGAUACCCUCCUCCUCAAAGCACGCUCCCUCUUCCCCGUCCCGCCAGGUUAUACCCCCUACAUGACCCUCGAGCAUGACGAGAAUGCCGUCAUCCUCGAAGAUGCUCUUCCCUUCAUCCGCGAGCGUGAAGUGUUGGUGUUCAGAUGGAGCCCAGAGACGCCCAGGAAGAGCUCAGGAAACAGGGUCAGGUGGGAUAGUAGUGUCGAGAAGGGAGGUGAAGGAGACAAGGGGAACGCGUCCACGACGUCAGGGUCGCCGCCGACUACGAGCUUCAACAGGCGCUCAGCUGCGACUGCGUCCGAGGAAUCUGCAGCUUCGUCAUCGUCAUCGUCAAGCGGCGCACAGGCAACACCUUCACGCGGUGCGGCGGCGCGAGCUGCCCAUGCCAAGCGCGUUUUGGAGGAGCAGAGACGCUUGCGCGAGGAGGAGCGUCGGCAGGAGGAGGAACUAGAGGCAAAGGCGGUGAAAUUGCGAGAGGACGAGAGCAGGAGCAAGGCCGAGCAACAGGAGCGCGACGCUGCCUCGACAUCCGUACAAGUCCAAGCUCUCGCCACCGCUCCUUCCGUCACCCGCCCAUCCGAUAUCAGUGCGAUCACGGCGUCAGACCUCGAGGCCUCCGGCUCUUCGCCACCGCCCUACUCAUCUCCCGAAGACGGCCUCCUCACCGCGCUCAAGAAGGCCGCUCAAGCCACUGCAGCAUCCACCAAAGAGACAACUCCCGAGAGAGAGGAUGUGCACAUCGACCCUCCCUCCUCUCCCCUUGUCGCUAGCCCAACUCGAGCCGUUCACGCUGCAGUCGCAAAGGCUGCUAUGAGCCCGCACGACGAUGCUGAUGGAUCGCGACUGGUGGCUGGUAGGAGCCCUUCGGCUGAUCACGGGCGUGAUGAUGUGGAUGCGACGCCGACCAAGAAGGCUUCGCCAUCCCUGCCUGCGGAGGAAGGGGCAGAUGAGACCAUUCGCACUCCGCUGGCUGUAAUCGACUCCACCAAGCAAGUGACGUCCGAGCCAAGCCAACAGAGCGAGGCGUAUCAGACCAUGAAGUCAGUCCUCAACAGCCUGAGCAGCCAUCCGAGCGCGACCACACUCCUCUCCCGAGGCGGCACAAGCAAUUCACCUUCACCGUGCGCCACUGAAUGGUCCGCUAUCCAAGCCAGAAUCUCCAGCGCCGCUUACGACAGCACUCAGCCCCUGGAAGCCUUCAAGGCUGACCUGUCCUCAUUCUGGCGCCACACAAGGGAUGUCUGUGGCGCAAAGUCUCAGCAAGCCGAGUCUGCCGGUGUGCUGGAGCGCUUCGCUGCUGUCCUGCUUGCAGAGCACAAGCUGCCUACCGCCGGAGCCGCGCGCGGCGGAGCGAACACAAAGGAGGAUCGACGCAAGGCUGCCGCAGCGCUGAUGGCUCAAUGGAACAGGGCGACAAGCUCCAGCAACAAAAAAUCGCCCUCCGGAGCCGUUCUCUCAUCAUUGUCCCCUCCCCCUCUUCCAUCUCAACAGCGCGGGUCUAAGCGUCCGGCUCUCCUGUCCACCUCUUCGGAGGACAGCCUCUCCUCUGCUGCCACAAGCAGCAGCGCGAAGCGCGUAAAACAGUCUCUGCCAUCGUUCAUGACCAACAAGAACCAUCCGGCUUGGAUGGUAAAGCAGCGAGCUACGAGCGGUGGGACUGUAUCUGCUCCUCAGAAGGCUAAGAGCAAAGAGCCGGACAUGAGCGCUUUUCAUCGGGCAAUGAUGGGGAUGGACAAGCAGCCCGUGCUUCAGCAGCCUCAGCCGCAGAACAUCAGACCGCAGGCUAGUGCGACAGCGCCUGCUGAGCCGUCAAUGCUUCAGGCGAGCGAGAGGUCGGUCUCAGAGGCGCAUUCGGGUAUUUCCGCUCCAGCAGACGAGCGUGAGGCCGAGCAGCAGUCCGCUGCCGAUGGCACUGAGCCUCCGCAAAAGGAGGCCACCAUGAUCUCCUCGCCUGUAGAAGAGGCCGUCGCUGAUGUGACGGAACAAGCAGUCGAGGACACGCCCGUGAUGGAGGGCAUCCACGCCGAGCAAGCAGGCGCUGUCGCCGACGUUGAGGGGGAGCCGCAAGGCGAAGGUGCCGCCGGUGCUCCGACCGUUGAGAAGGAGGAUGUUCCACAUCAUGAGCACGAGCCCGGGCGUGUCGAGACUCUUGCAGAGGCCCAAGACGAGCCUGCAGCAUCGCCUUCUAUCGUGCAGGAGGAAGGAGGCCUGAUGGAGAAGCCGAUCGAGCAGGAAGAAGAGAUACCUUCUCUCGCUUCGUCUACGACUUUCACCGCUCGCCGACGUCCCGGGUCGCCUGCAACAGCUUCGUUUACUGAGGCGCAACGCGAAGAUCAAGGGAGCCAAGCAGCUGCCGAAUCCGAGGCUGAGCAGGCAAAGGAUGAGGGCGACCCGCAACAGGAGCCCGCCAACAAGAAGAAGCCCGCAGCCAAGCGAGCGAAAAGAGGCGCGGCGGCCAAGCGCAAGAAGCAAGAGAAGGCCUCAGCUGCCGCCGCAGUCCAAGUCAAGGACGUCGACAAUGCGGCGGAGAAGUGCCCUCCACCAGUCGCCUCUUCUGCUCCACAGCGAAGAAAGGGAGUUGCUCAGCCUUCUCGCCGCUCAAACCGUGGGGCUACUUGUGCCGCCACGGCCGCCUCGAUCUCUUUGGCUUUCGCAUCAUCGCCAGCCAUGGAGGCUGAGAGCCAAGAAAGCGUUGUAGCUCCGCCCUCGCUCGAGCACGAGAAGGACAACGAGAUGCACAUCGACGUCGAUGACGAGGCGGCUCUUGUCGCAUCAUCCCUCGCGUCGCAGCCCAAAGGCAUGCCUGAUGAGGCAUCCAUCGGCGACGCCACAGCUGAUGCCUGCAAGGCGCCGGCGAAGCGCGGCCGCAAGCCGAAGAGUAGCACGAGCAAAACCGCGGCGCAGAAGGCUGCGGGAAAGAGGGUUAGCCCUGUCAAGACUAGAAAGAGGGGCGAGAAGGCUACUACGUUCUCCGCGGCAAGCCAGCGCGAGGAGCGGUCAAGGAGCGAGGAGGAAGUCAUGCUCGCCGCUGAGGCUGCAGUGGAGGAGAUUGAGGUGUCGCGUGGCAGUGGCAGCGGGAGCGGUAGCAAGAAGACCUCCCCCUCGAGGUGGGGAGGCAUGGCUGCUGCGGUCAGGUCGCUGCUUUCGUGAUGCGGCACGAACCAGAGCGGCGGAGCAAGGCUCGGAGAAGUGUCGAUCUCAAAUACUCAGCAUUCAUCAGCCUUCGAAUCUCUAUUCUCAUAUGCUGUCGUUGCUCUUUUUGCGAAAUGCAAUAUCAUUCACAUCCCGCGAUCCCCUCGCCUGACAUGACAUCUAUGGCCCACUGAGCUGUCCUCUCUCCCACUCCCUCCACCAGCUGACCUCACGCAUCGUCCUACUCGAGGCUCUCCCCUUGUGCAGAAGCUUUGCGCCCUCACCAGCGUUCGCAGCGG